Messenger RNA from Penaeus chinensis, 985 nucleotides. RefSeq names its product peptidyl-prolyl cis-trans isomerase FKBP10-like. The transcript is spliced from 6 exons. The coding region runs from base 85 to 867 and encodes 260 amino acids. NCBI's taxonomy places the organism in Eukaryota, Metazoa, Arthropoda, Malacostraca, Decapoda, Penaeidae. Gene Ontology annotation, biological process: protein peptidyl-prolyl isomerization. The record is from RefSeq and is a predicted model, not a curated record. Gene Ontology annotation, molecular function: peptidyl-prolyl cis-trans isomerase activity.
CUCCGAGAGACAGGUGAGUCAGUGAAGGCUCUCGCGGCCGUCGCUUCCGAGCCGUUCGCUUGUUGGUUGUUUCUCUUGUACAGGAUGAACAGGUCAGCGUUUGUUAUAGUGGCGGUGUGCGCAUGCGCGUGCGCGGCGCAGCAGUUGCGAGUGGAGGUACUGAGCAAGCCGGGCAAGUGUGACAUCGAGACGGCGCCGGGAGACAAAAUCAGGGUCCACUACGUCGGCCGGCUCACCAGCGGGGAAAUAUUCGACCAAAGCCGUCCGCGCGGAGACCCCUUCGAGUUCCGUCUGGGGGCGGGCCAGGUGAUCAAGGGCUGGGACCGCGGCCUGGAGGGCAUGUGCGUGGGCGAGCGGCGUCACCUGACCAUCCCGCCUGAGUUCGCCUACGGAGACAAGGGCGCCGGCAGCGUCAUCCCACCAGGGGCCACCCUGGAGUUCGAGGUGGAGCUGAUCGAGGUGCCCGACAAGGUGUUCCACGCCGAGGACCAGCCCGAGCGGCGCCCGCGCCCCGACCUGGAGAGCCCGGCCGACCCCACGCAGCUGGUGGCGCAGACGCUGGUCCGGCCGCAGUCAUGCUCGCAGAAGGCCGCCCAGGGCGACGCCGUCACCGUGCACUACACCGGCCAGCUCACCAACACCAAGAAGUUCGACUCCAGCGUUGACCGUGACGAGCCAUUCCGGUUCACACUCGGCCAGGGCUCGGUGAUCCGCGGCUGGGACAUGGGCGUGGCCGGCAUGUGCGUGGGCGAGACGCGGCGCCUCACUAUCCCGCCUAGCCUCGCCUACGGAGAGAGAGGCGCCGGAGGCGUCAUUCCGCCAAACGCCACGUUGAUCUUCACCAUCCAGCUGCUGAAGAUUAAUUAGCACCAGAGGAAUGUCUGCGCGCGGGACAUCGGUGCAGUGUGGCCAGAUCAGCGUUGUUUGUUGUCAGUAUUUUUAGAUUUGUUUCCCUUUUGUUACUCCAAUAAAUUGUUGCUUAUUA